Spirodela intermedia is the source of this 300-nucleotide messenger RNA. The record is from the annotation of a GenBank genome assembly. Lineage: Eukaryota; Viridiplantae; Streptophyta; Magnoliopsida; Alismatales; Araceae.
AUGCCGAUGGCGCUGAUGAGAUCCAUCCAGGCGGAGUCCCCACUAAGGGAAAGGGAGAUCACGUCGACGCCAUCGUAUAUGGCGGCGUCGAAGCCCGCCAUGACGUCCGAGUCCUCGAAGAUGUCGCCGUGGCCGACCUUGUACGCCGCGACCCUGGCCCCGGGGGCGCCGCCCUUGGCGGUUCCGUUCAUGACGCCGAAGAGGCUGACGUUGGGGACGAAGCUGCCGCCGGCCGUGGAGAGCGUGUGCGUUCCGUGGCCGUCGAAGUCGCGGGGGCUACUAAACUCGUCGCCUGAAUAA